GAUCUCUUCUCCUCCACACGUGAGGGAGGGGACCACGGGAGACGAUAGCAGGGCGACCGAUACGCAGCGAUACUACUCCCAUUGGCGCGGUGGUCUCGUCCUCCGCCUCCCCGUAUUCGCCGGCCCUCCCGGAUGGGAAGAGCUUCGGUUCUCCUCGCUCUUCUCCACUUUCUCUUUCUUCUUGGCACGGUCCGGUGCUCCGCCAGCGCCGCCCUGGGCCGCCGAUCGCCGCCCUCCAUCGACGGUGUUUGCGCUCGGCUUAUUCGACCUUUGGGCUACCCUUGCACCGAACACACUGUCGAAACAAAGGAUGGCUUCCUUUUAUCUGUUCAACAUAUUCCACGCGGGAGAGCAGCUUUAGGGAAAAAAUCUGGUCCUCCAGUUUUCCUUCAGCAUGGCCUUUUUCAGGGAGGAGACACAUGGUUUGUGAAUUCUGUUGAAGAGUCACUGGGAUUCAUCCUUGCUGAUAAUGGUUUUGAUGUCUGGGUAGGGAGUGUACGUGGUACACGCUGGAGUUAUGGCCAUGUCACCUUAUCUGAGAAUGAUAAGGCAUUUUGGGAUUGGAGUUGGCAGGAGCUGGCUCAAUAUGACUUGCUGGCUAUGAUAAGCUAUGUAUAUUCAGCAACAAAUUCCAAAGUUUUCUAUGUAGGUCAUUCACAGGGAACUAUCAUGGCUUUAGCUGCUUUCACCAUGCCAAAUGUGGUUAGAAUGAUUGAGGCUGCUGCUCUUCUAUGUCCUAUUUCAUAUUUAGAUCAUAUCAGUUCAAGUUUUGUUCUUAGAGCAGUUGGCUUGCGUCUUGAUCAGAUGCUUCUCACCAUCGGCAUUCAUCAGCUUAAUUUUAGGAGUGAUACGGGUAUUCAGAUACUGGAUUCUGUAUGUGAUGGCCAUAUGGACUGCAACAACUUGCUGUCUGCAAUAACAGGGGAAAAUUGUUGCUUCAAUGUGUCUCGGAUAGACCAUUACCUGGAGUAUGAACCUCAUCCAUCAUCCACAAAAAACCUUAACCAUCUUUUUCAAAUGAUCCGCGCAGGCACCUUCACAAAGUAUGACUAUGGGUGGCUGCGGAACCUGAUAAAUUAUGGGCGCUUGCAUCCCCCAGCAUUUGAUUUGGCACACAUACCGACCUCAUUGCCCAUAUGGAUGGGCUAUGGAGGUAGUGAUGCAUUAGCAGACGUUACUGAUGUUUGGCGCACUAUUAAGGAGUUGAGAUCUGAGCCUGAAUUGUUGUACAUUGAUAAGUAUGGUCACAUCGAUUUCAUCAUGAGUGUGAAGGCAAAAGAUGAUGUGUAUGGUGAAUUGAUAAGGUUCUUCAGAUCUCAGGGAUGGCCUAGCAGUUAUUAGAAUGCCUAGCCAUCGUAGAGUGCUGAUUUCGGUAUAUCUGUUUGUAUAUAAUUAUCUUAGUUUAGCAUAUUGUAGUAACUAAGUGUAGGAUGGACUGCGCGCUGUCUGGUUAAAGAGUGCAAGGCAAAAAAAUACUGGAAAGGAGCAAGCACCUAUGAAGAAGACACCACAUUAAGGGUUGCAUGACUAGAAUUCAUUUGUGGGAUAAAAUAUGUAGCUUCUGUAUGAACUUGAUAACAUGAAGUAUUUGAUGUAUACUGUAAAACAAGUUGCAACAGACUAUUUAUGUCUGAACCAUAUUACUUAAUUUUGAGUGAACAGACUAUUUAUGUCUGAACCAUAUUACUUAA
Molecule: messenger RNA, 1691 nt
Organism: Phoenix dactylifera (date palm)
Lineage: Eukaryota; Viridiplantae; Streptophyta; Magnoliopsida; Arecales; Arecaceae
Product: triacylglycerol lipase 1-like
Biological process (GO): lipid metabolic process
Molecular function (GO): hydrolase activity, acting on ester bonds
Source: RefSeq, a predicted model, not a curated record